Aspergillus luchuensis is the source of this 1077-nucleotide messenger RNA. RefSeq names its product tyrosine protein phosphatase PTP1 (gene ptpB). Gene Ontology annotation, molecular function: protein tyrosine phosphatase activity. Gene Ontology annotation, biological process: protein dephosphorylation. The coding region runs from base 1 to 1077 and encodes 358 amino acids. Lineage: Eukaryota; Fungi; Ascomycota; Eurotiomycetes; Eurotiales; Aspergillaceae. The transcript is spliced from 2 exons. The record is from RefSeq and is a predicted model, not a curated record.
AUGCAGCGGACUCGGAUACACGAGGGGAUGCUAGCCAACGACCCCUCACACCGUUGGGCGCUAGAGGGAGACCCCGAGGUCAGGGCAAGAAACCGAUACGUGAACGUGCAGGCAUGGGCCAACUCCCGCAUCCAUCUGCGGGUGCCAGAAGGGGAAUGCGAUUUUAUUAACGCAUCGCCGAUUGUCCUCGAAGACUCAGUUUCGCAGGAGGAGCGACGGUAUAUCGCGACGCAGGGACCGAAGCCGGACCAGCUAUCCCACUUUUGGCACAUGGUGUUCCAUGAAAGUGAGGAUGUAGGCGUCAUCGUCAUGCUCACGCAGACAUUUGAGGCGGGCAGAGAGAAAUGUGCCCAGUACUUCCCACUGGACCGCGAAAACGCCACGAUGCCCCUGCGACGUGAGCAAGACCCGUUCAUGAACGACAACCAUCACCAGCAAGCCGAUGAGGACCUUGUAGGCUAUGUUACACUGCUCGAGACUCAAUGGGAUCCCACCUCUCGCUCGGAAAUCCGCAAACUUCGGCUCACCCUCGGCACCGAGUCGAAGAUUGUCUGGCAUUUUCUGUUCGCCGGUUGGGCGGACUAUUCCAAGCCCGAGGGCGAUGACCGCGAUGCGCUCCUUCAGUUGAUCAAACUGUCCGGUUCGAAAUGCAGCCCUGCUAACCCCCGCAUUGUGCACUGCAGUGCUGGUGUCGGCCGGACAGGCACGUUUAUCGCGCUGGACCAUCUUUUGCAGGAGCUCGAGUCCGGCCAGUUACUAGAGGCGACUGACCCCGACAUCGACCCUGUCUUCGAAACGGUCAACCAAAUGCGCGAGCAGCGAAUGAUGAUGGUCUAUAAUGAGAUGCAACUCCAGUUUAUAUACGAAGUCCUACGGGAGCAGACCGAUCUCAAGCUCGGAAAGACUGCCGUGCCCAGCGGGCGCAAGUCGGAUGAAAGGUCAACGAAGAUGGCCAAGUUGUCAACCGACGACAGCUACCGACCAUCCUCCAAACCUGAGCUCGAACCUGCUGAAGAUCACCGAUCUACUCCUACCCGGAGCUGGUCGGGCACCCCCGAGGUUUCCGAUAACGAAUGA